AUGGAGAUGUCGGGCUUCACUCCAGAGCAGCUAGACGUCCGAGAAGCUGUUUCCAAAAUCUGUUCGAAAUAUCCCGACGAAUACUGGUCUCAACAUGACGAGUCCGGCGAGUAUCCCCAUGAACUACAUACUGAUUUAGCAAGAGAUGGAUGGAUUGGUAUUGCAUUGCCAGAAGAGCUUGGCGGGGCUGGGUUGGGUAUCUCUGAAGCCACCAUGAUGCUUCAUACGAUUGCUGAGUCUGGAGCUGGCAUCGCAGGAGCCCAAUCGAUUCAUGCAAACGUAUACGCAACGCAGCCUGUUGCCAAAUUCGCUACACAGGAGCAACGACAGCGCAUGCUUCCCAAGCUGAUAGCCGGAGAAUCGAGAACGUGUUUUGGCGUGACCGAACCCAACACGGGUCUCGAAACGCUCAAGCUUCGCACUGUAGCCAAGAAGUCCGGCGACUCCUACUUAAUAUCAGGACAAAAGAUAUGGAUCUCCUCCGCCCAAGUCGCUACCAAAAUGGUUCUCCUCGCGCGCACCACUCCUCUCGAAGAAGUCACCAAACCCUCAGAAGGCCUGUCUCUUUUUUUCAUUGAUCUUGACAAAACCUCCCCAGGUCUAGAACUCAAACGCAUCAAAAAGAUGGGCACUCGCGCCAUCGACGCCAACGAGAUAUUCUUUGACAAUUUCUGCAUCCCUGCUGACACGCUCAUUGGCUCUGAAGGCCAGGGUUUCAAGAUCGUCCUCCACGGUAUGAAUGCAGAACGCUGUCUCCUUGCCGGGGAAGCUCUAGGACUCGGGUAUGCCGCCUUAAAACGGGCAUCCACUUAUGCGCGGGACCGCAUCGUCUUUGGCCGCCCGAUUGGUAUGAAUCAAGGCAUUCAGCACCCUCUUGCAUCUGCAUAUAUGCAUCUUGAAGCCGCGAAACUGGCUACCUACCAUGCAGCCCGGCUCUACGAUAGCAGCUCCAAGGAUCCUUCCAUUACACAGCACACCGUUGGCAUAGCCUGCAAUUCUGCCAAGUACCUAGCAGCAGAGGCAGCCUUUACAGCGUGUGAACGCGCUGUGCUAACACAUGGAGGGAUGGGGUAUGCGCAGGAAUACCAUGUAGAGAGGUAUCUGAGAGAGGUAUUUGUACCGCGUAUAGCUCCUGUUAGUAGGGAGAUGAUCAUGAACUACAUCGGGGAGAAGGCAUUAGGGCUACCUCGCAGCUACUAG
This is a messenger RNA of Lindgomyces ingoldianus, 1200 nucleotides long. Its product is annotated as acyl-CoA dehydrogenase NM domain-like protein. The record is from RefSeq and is a predicted model, not a curated record. Gene Ontology annotation, molecular function: flavin adenine dinucleotide binding; acyl-CoA dehydrogenase activity. NCBI's taxonomy places the organism in Eukaryota, Fungi, Ascomycota, Dothideomycetes, Pleosporales, Lindgomycetaceae. The transcript is spliced from 6 exons. The coding region runs from base 1 to 1200 and encodes 399 amino acids.